CUGCUUUGGUGUUUUCAACACGUAGAAUUUUCUCCUGAUGGAGGACAAAUGGAAAGAAUACAUGAAUUUCUGAGGGUUCCUUUAUCCAAAUGAAGCAGCAGAUGAAAAAACGCUGUUUCAUAUUUGUGAUGCUGAACAUAUCCUGGGCGGGGCCACAAGCUUCAUGCCCCGCCCCUUUCUCCCCUGCAGACCAACAGAUCCAUGAACGUUUUUGUUUUCCUGGAAUCUGGAUAAGAACCGGCCGGAUGGAUGGGUGGGAUGCUGCUACCAUUUUUAAUGGUGUUAGAUUGGGGCUGUAAGCUAGUGGAUCUGGAUCAGGUGGAACUGGAGGAACCCGGACAUGUCUGAGAACUGAUCUGCAGGGAAAUCAUCUCCUUUGCAUUCCAUCAGAACGGACAGCAUGAAUGACCUUUACACACCUGAGUGAGUCGGUUUCAUACGAGCAGACAUGGGUCAGGCAGGAUCGUCUUCCUGUCCUCAGGUGAUUCUCAUGGGUUUGGACUCUUCAGGGAAGUCUACUCUGCUGGCCAGACUGCUAACAGGAAAGGUGGUGACCACGUCUCCAACCGUCGGCUUCAACGUUGGAACGCUGAACCUGGAUAAGAAGACAUCUCUGACACUCUGGGAUGUUGGGGGGCAGAAGAACAUGAGGCCCAACUGGAGACUCUACCUGGACAACUGCAAGGCCCUGGUCUUUGUUGUGGACAGCAGUGACACGGCUCGCAUGGCCGAAGCCAAGAAGGCGCUGAAGAUGGUCCUGAGUGACAAGAAACUGGAGGGGGUUCCUCUGAUGGUCCUGGCCAACAAGAAGGAUCUCCCUAACAGCAUGAAAAUACGAGAGGUGUCUACUCUGCUGGACCUGGAGAGCUACAAGGACCUGCAGUGGGAGAUCCAGGCCUGCAGUGCCGUGGAGGGACUGGGCCUGCAGCAGGCCUUCCUCUCCGUCCACAGAAUGAUCAAGAAAAGCUGAGAGGACAACAGUCUGACACCUUGUACAAGUUUUUACUGACAUCUUCACAUGAACUGACAGGUUCCGUCAUCUGGUUCCUUCACAAUUUCCUGCUGUCUUUGAACUUUGACAUGUAAAUCUUCUUUUAAUGUUCAGCCUGAAAAUUCAAAAAUUAAAGCGUUUCUAGAUAAAGA
Oryzias latipes (Japanese medaka) is the source of this 1143-nucleotide messenger RNA. RefSeq names its product ADP-ribosylation factor-like 11 (gene arl11). The record is from RefSeq and is a predicted model, not a curated record. Lineage: Eukaryota; Metazoa; Chordata; Actinopteri; Beloniformes; Adrianichthyidae. Gene Ontology annotation, molecular function: GTPase activity; GTP binding.